Callorhinchus milii (elephant shark) is the source of this 5544-nucleotide messenger RNA. It is a transcript of the gene flt3, whose product is annotated as fms related receptor tyrosine kinase 3. Lineage: Eukaryota; Metazoa; Chordata; Chondrichthyes; Chimaeriformes; Callorhinchidae. The transcript has 27 exons. Gene Ontology annotation, biological process: cytokine-mediated signaling pathway; positive regulation of kinase activity; protein phosphorylation. The record is from RefSeq and is a predicted model, not a curated record. Gene Ontology annotation, cellular component: signaling receptor complex. Bases 1 to 3420 code for a protein of 1139 amino acids. Gene Ontology annotation, molecular function: ATP binding; transmembrane receptor protein tyrosine kinase activity.
AUGUUGGAAUUCACGUUCAAGAGAGCAAGUAUUUCUUUGAUUCUGCUGGUUCUGGUUGCCAAUGCUGCAUUUCCUAUCAUCUCUGAACAAACAAUAAAAGAAACAACAUCUCAAAUUGAAGGCAUUCUGGUCUACUCCUCUAAAGAAAACCAUCUGGAAUCGGAAGAGAUAUUAAACAUGACAUUUGCCACAAGUGAAAAUCUUGGUCAAAACCAAUUUUGCUUAGACAGCAAAAGGUUAACAGAUAGACACUUUCAGUCUUACAAAAUUAAUGAAUUUCAGGUUAAUGUCAGCCAAGUGGAAGUGGAAAUAUUGGAUACUCUAACAUUGAAAAUGAUCUUGAAUAUUUCUGGGAAUCUAUCCUGUCACUUGAACUACACUUACCUCCGAACUCAGUGCAAUGUGAAUGACUGCACAAACAACAGUCAAAUAAUUACUAUCACAAUUUCUCGAGUGACAGAAAAGCACAGAGGGAUAAACAUAUUCAUAGUUGAAAGUGCAACCGCUACCUAUACAGUUAGAUUUCCAGUUCUUGUCCUAGCUAACACCACAUCCAUUCUUCAGCCCCUUGACCAGGGCAUCAUCAAGAAUGUUAAGAUGCACUUCAGUCUUCUACGCAUGGUUCUUGGAGAGAUGGCCAAAGCCCAGUUGUUGUCUCAGGCCAGUCAGUGCCUGUCACUGGACACCAUUAUCCUCAGUGCUGAGGAAUACACAGCCACUGACAGUAAUGUGUCCUCCAUUGAGGACUUGAAUGAGGAAUGGAAGGAGCGUCUAAGCAGAGGAGUUUCUACCCGGGACACUCAGGAACAAGACACACAGGAGAAGGAACCCGAAGAGCAGCCUACAACAUCAAAAUCCCCUCUCACUUAUGCUGAUGCACUCACAAAGCCUCAGAAACCAACAGUGACAAUACUGGACACACGUAAACUUGGAUGCACAUCAAAAGGGUACCCUCCACCUAAGUUGAGUUGGAAAGAAGAUUGUUCAAGGGAAUCUGACAGAGUGCCAAGAAUGCCAUCAAUCGUUUUCACAGACGAAUUAUUUCAUCCUAAUGCAUGUUGCUGUGCAAGUAAUGAUCUUGGAAAGGAAUGUUUAACCUUAUACACUCAAGAUCUUGAUAGUAAAUUGAACAACAGCAAUUCUGUUCUGAAUGUUUUCCUCAAAGUUGGUGAACCAUUCCUGAUAAGGUGUGUUGCUUCAUAUAAAAACUACCAAUUCAGGAUAGACUGGACUAUCGAGACAAAGACAACAAAUACCACACAGCCCGUGAAAUUUGAAGAAUCAAAGGUCAUUAAGAACAAACCUGAUUGGAUCAAGUACGGUUAUCUGUUUAUUAGCUCGGUACAUUUGGAAGACAGUGGAUUAUAUACAUGUGCUUCUAAAGAGAAUUCAAACAAGACAAUCAAUUUAACAGUGAUCGAGAAGGGAUUUAUUAAUUCAACGUCUAAAAAGGAAGUCUAUGUUAUUGGUAAAAAUGACUAUGUGUGCAUUGAGGCCACACUGAAUGCAUAUCCACUUGUAAACUGCCAGUGGUAUUUUUUGCAGAAGACCUUUCCCUGUGAGCUUAAGAAUUUACAUGGAAACAGUAUCUCUGUAUCACUCUGUGAUCAUGGACAUAAGCCAGGAAUCUAUGAAUUAUUUGCAGACAACAGGGAAGCAGAAUUUCAGACUUUCUUUACCUUAUAUUUGGAGUCUGUACCAGUUCUUGAGAUAUCCUCAACAAUAAAUCGGCUGUCAUGCAUGACUGAAAGUUAUCCUUUAGCUGAAGUGACGUGGAAACAAUGUGAUGGAGAUCUUUGUGAAAAAAACAUCACUAAAGGCAUUCAGACCACGGUGUCACAUGGAAAAGAAUUUGGGAGCAUGUAUGUAAUCAGUGAGUUGGAUACAAGCACCAUGAAGGAUGGGUGCUUUGUAAAGUGCUGUGUAUCAAAUGCCAUAGGCUCAAUCUGCAAGCAACAUUAUCUCCAAAAGAAAGAGUUCAAUCAAACUAUCUACAGGACAAUUGGAGUUAUUGUUUUCCUUAUGGUCCUGCUCUUUUUAGUUAUGUUGAUGCUCAUUUUGUACAAGUAUAGAAAGCAACCUGGCUAUGAAAGACAUCUCCAUAUGAUACAGAGUGUUGGACCCACUGACAACGACUACAUUUACGUUGAUUUCAGUCAUUUUGAUUAUGAUCUAAAAUGGGAAUUUCCUCGAGAAAACUUAAAAUUGGGGAACAUACUUGGAUCUGGUGCAUUUGGGAAAGUAGUGGAAGCCACAGCAUAUGGAAUCAUCAAAGCAAAUAUUCCUGUCCAAGUGGCUGUCAAGAUGCUGAAGGAAAAAUAUGAACCUUCUGAAAAAGAUGCCAUAAUGUCUGAACUAAAAAUGAUGAUCCACAUGGGGAAUCAUGAAAAUAUUAUGAAUCUGUUGGGAGCUUGUACUGUCUCAGGUCCAGUGUACUUGAUCUUUGAAUACUGUUGCUAUGGCGACCUUCUCAAUUACUUAAGAAAUAACCGGGAAACCUUUCACAAGACCUUGACAGAUGUCUUUGCACAGAACAAUUUUAGCUUCUAUCACAAUCUUCACACUGAUCGUCCAUCCAGCCACCAAGUUGGAAGCUUUCUCCAAAAUGGAUCCUACAUCCCAAUGACUGGUAGGAGUGAUCUUGGCACCUUGUCACUGAUGAGUGAAUGUGAUUUACUGUUUGCCCAAGAUGAACCAACAAGCCCAUUAGGUACAGAGGAAACUAAUGUUCUAAAUGUCACGAGAUAUGAUGAUGAAGACUUGCAGAUUCUGACAUUCGAGGAUCUUCUCAGCUUUUCCUAUCAGGUUGCAAAAGGCAUGGAAUUCCUUGCUUCAAGAAGUUGUAUCCACAGAGAUCUGGCAGCCAGGAACGUGCUGGUGACACAUGGAAAAGUAGUAAAAAUCUGUGACUUUGGACUGGCCAGGGAUGUCAUGCAAGACUCCAACUAUGUCAUCAAAGGCAGCGCACGGCUGCCCGUUAAGUGGAUGGCUCCUGAGAGCUUGUUUGAAGGCAGCUACACAAUUCACAGCGAUAUCUGGUCGUAUGGAAUCUUACUGUGGGAAAUAUUCUCUCUUGGAGUCAAUCCAUACCCAGGCAUUCAAGUGGAUGCAUAUUUCUAUAAACUGAUCCAGAGCGGCUUUAAGAUGGACCAGCCAUUUUAUGCCAAUGAAGAGAUCUACAACGUGAUGCAGUCCUGCUGGACUAAUGAACCUGGGAAACGACCUGCAUUUCAAUAUUUAGUUGCCGUUUUUGAGAAGCAGCUGGCAGAUGCUGAAGUUGCCGUUUAUCACAACACAAAGAGCAAGGCGUGCAUAAACAACUCCAUCUAUAAAAACAUCUCUAUUGGUCCUCAAGAGAAUCCACCCUUCCAGCUUUCAAGUACUGGAUCCUCCCUGAAUGAAACCAUUUCAAUGGCCUAAGAUCCACCAAUCUGUCUUCCCUUUUCCCUGACCCGAUGGAUGCAAAUGGUUCCAUUGGACUCUUGACUGCUUUAGCACAAAACUAAUCAACGACUAUCCAAGCUGCUAACGCAAAGAAGGCUGCAGUUUGUUGAAUCUUUUGAUUUCCUUGUGUCGUAGUUCAGUAGUUUCUGGAAUUACAUUCUAGUCUCACAAAGUAAUGUUUUUGUCUUUAAUGACAAAUAGGACUUCAGAGUGAGGAAAGGCAACUGUAUUGCAGAGGAUUAAUAUUCUGCUUCUUCACUUCUGAGGCCCAGUUUAGAAGCUAACUCAGUAGGAUGAAAGUUUCCUUUCUCUAUUAUAUGUAAAUAUUUCAUGAAUAUAUGUUUUGGUUCAGUCUCAGUUCAGUUCUGAAUAGCCUGGAAUUCGAGACUAUCUUAGCAAACUAACUCAUAUAAGCCAAAGGAAGGCUGGUGCACCAAUUUGAAAAGUGUCACACAGCUGCAGUAAAGGAGUGCUCUUCUGAGGCUGUUACUGAGGCUGGUAUUUGGAUAUACUGUAUAUAAAUUUGUGCUACAUUUAUUUUGCAUGUUUGGUGGCAAAUCACUGCAAUAACACAGUAUAAUUGGGAUCUCAGGCAAUAUGAAUCAUGCUGUAGAAGCAGUAGACAUGAUAGAGGAGUACAAACACCUAGGUGUGAGUCUCACUGGGAUUGCCCCCUAUGGGCUUUUCCAAACUCUCAACCGAGAUCUUUGGAUGGAUCAUUUUUAACAUAUUAAAGAGCCAGUCACAUGGCCAGACAUUCUUUAAUAUUGUUUAAAAAACAAAGACUCAAUUUUUGGUGUUUUGCACAAACCCCAAGGCUUGUUCUUAAUAGAGUUAUGCUGAAGUUAUUUUCCCAAUGCCUAUAAAUACUUGGAUGGCACUUUAUCCAGUUGAGAAACAGGAUUAUUCUGCAUCCAAUCUCAGAAUAUUGAGAUGCGACCUUUGUUUUAUAUGAACUCUUCAGAGGUCCACUUUAUUUGUGCAGUAAAAUUCAACCAUGAGCAAUCAAAUUCCUGUGUUGCAAUUUCUAAACUGUCUUUCAUUCAAGGAUUACUGACUAAAUCAUUGCAAUGUCAUUGUAUUUUAAAUAUGAAAUAAUAGGUAGGGGGUUGGGGGGUGCAUAUUACUGCUCUCUUUGCAAGUUUAAUAUGGGCUUACGCUUCCAUAUUUUUAUAUUGUUUAAGUUGUAUUUAUGUUACUUGCCUAUCAGUAUUUUUACUGUUCUCAGGAAGUACUUAUAGCAUUUGUGUACAUGUGUCACUAAUGCACCUCUUAAGAAUGAGGAUUAAACUAUAAGGGCAUAGAGUGAUACAUACACAAGUCCAUUCAGGGCAAAUGGAGGGAAAUAUCUUCAAUUUGAUAGCAGAGCUUCCCAAAUAAAAUAGGUUAGCUCAUCAGAAUCCAUGGAUCAUUGUAGUGGACAGCACAGUAUUUCACAUCCCGAGCUACUAUGAUGCACUAAGCUUUCUCAAUAGAAUGGAAGACAGAAAUGGCAAAUUGUUGUACCUGUAAUACAUUCAUUUGCUAUUUCCAUUCCUUUUUUUGGUCAGCUGGGUGUCUGACAUAUGCGGAAACCCAUCACCAUGCUUAAGAGUAUCCAGACCAAACUGAAAAUUCCAUGCAUCCCACCUACACAUGGAAAUUCCAGAGACAGAUUGUUGGAAUGGAAUUUCAUUUCCAUUAUUAUCCUCUGUAGUUUAGGAUUGAAGUGCGUUGUUAAGUAUCAUGCUAAUUGUGAACUGUGUUGGGUUGGUAUGGGACACCGGUUCACAUCUGUGACUUCCCCCUUUCACACACACGCACACAUUCAGUGAGUUCCUAUUCUGGUCAGAGUGGAACCUAGUUAUUUCCCCGCAGAGUUGGAGGUAGAAUCGAGAGUGCAGAUAAUCUUGUGCUGAUCUUGAGACAUUUCCUAUCAAUGCUAGCAGAGUGGUUAGAUUGCUACAUGACAUUAGACUGCUCUGAUUUUUUUAAGUGAAUUCGUGCUUCUGUAUUUCUAUUCUGAUAAAACUUUAUAGUAUUUAUAUUAAUAAGAUGAUGCUGAAAAUUGUAAUUUUUUGUAAGUUUACCUUUUUAAUGCAUUUAAAUAAAAUUGGAACU